AUUUGAUCCUUUCCUCUGCGUCUGGCCAAACCUAGUUUACAAUAGACACGCAAUGAAUCAAUGUUGGGGACUAGAGUCACCAAUGCGACGUGAACAAGGAACACACACUCUAAGGCCCUUGCAGCGGUAACCACUGUGAAUGCUCUUGCGUGGCCCUCAGUAUCUCGAAGGCGGAUCUGUGCCCAAUAGGCUGUAUUCAUUGUUCCAUUGUUCUUGUGCCACGAGACCGCAGGAAACCACCGCCUUGGCCAGUGGCACAAACCGCCUAUAAAUUGGACGGCAAAUCACCUCGUGCCCUUUCAUCCCUCUUCUUUCUGUACUCGCACCUCUCUCAGUAUACUUCAUAUACAGCACAUCUACGUUCUCUACAAUGGGUCAAGGCUGGCUCGUUGUCAAUCUGGAUAAACACGAAGUGCUCUCCGAAUACGCUGCAAAGUUAGGUGAAGAUCUGCCGACGGGAGCAUACAGCAAACUCGCAAAUCUCCUUGCCCGUCCGGUUGGCGGGCGCACGAUGGAUAGAAAAGAUCUGGAUGAGAAGGUUGAGGAGAUGAAGGAUCGCGGGUCAAGAAGCCCACCACGCAGCAAACGCAACAAUUCCAGUCCUCACAAUAGACUUACCGACAAGACUGGAUCUAGGCUCGUGUCUCAUGGUGCAAUGCAAAAGUUACCGAAAGAGGUGCUCGGUAUGAUCUUCGCGGGAUUUGAUGAGUACGAAGACAUCAUGCGACUAAGUCUUACGAACACCACGCUUUUCCUCAUCGGUUAUAAGUGCAUUCAGAAGAGGUAUAUGCACGAGAUACCCUCAUGGGCGGGAGACCGUUUGAUAUGUCUUGGGGAAUACACUGAUGCUGAAGACCUUCCGGAGGGCGUCUUCAAUGAAGAAGAGACGACAGGGAUCAAACAACUCUUCGUGGAGCCCGAUGACGAGGACGAGGAAGAACCCACCUGCGUAUGGGAUUACUUCCGACAGAAUGGCGGCGAGUUCAAGAAAGCCAAGCAGUUUACGGGUGCAGGCAAAGAUUCUUUCAAGUUCUUAAGACGUGACUUGAAGCUGAAGGACCACGGGAUGCUCGAAUACCAACUAUUCUACUACCUGAAUAAACCCCGACCAGAUUACAGUGAAAACGGCACCUGGGUCCUUUGCAACCUCUCGAAGCGCGAAUACGUAGACACAGGCGCCAUAUCCACAUUGACUGACAAGAACCCGCGUGGUCCAUUCUUUGAGGGCAGGAUGACCCUCGGAGAAGUUCUCGUUUCACGAAUCUGCUGGUCCACCGAUGCCUCAACUUCGCUGGUGUACGAAGGCGACAUCCACCGCGGCGCAUGGGCGGGUGACAGAUUCGAAAUCACCACAGUGGAAAAGCUAAAACCUAACCAGGCCGGAUCUCAAUGGAAAAAUGUCAGCGAUGAAAUAGUGAAGGAGAUGGAAGCCAUUUGGCAGGGUGAAUAUGGGGAUGAUUGGAGGAAACGUGCUUGAAUUUUGAUCCUGACAUCGCGUCCUAAUGUUAUGAUAAACAGCCAGUGAUAUAAUAUAGUUAUAGUCAAGACCACUUUGGUCCAUACGAUAACUGGUACUAAGCAAGUUCAUUCCGCCUCACGUACUACCUGGGAAUGGAUCCGGAACAGAGAAUAAAUGCUACACUUAGGAUUACAUGUCGGGUUGGGCAUACAUGAAUUGAUCAUAAGUCAUCCCAGAGACCUGCCCCUUGCCGUCUUCAUCAAGCAUCUGAAAGCGCUCAGUAUGCUCCUUGAUCUGAGCACAGAUGCGCAUGAAACGAGAGAAGGAUAAUCCAUUCUGAAGAC
Molecule: messenger RNA, 1803 nt
Organism: Somion occarium
Lineage: Eukaryota; Fungi; Basidiomycota; Agaricomycetes; Polyporales; Cerrenaceae
Source: the annotation of a GenBank genome assembly